Messenger RNA from Saprolegnia diclina VS20, 837 nucleotides. RefSeq lists its product as hypothetical. Bases 1 to 837 code for a protein of 278 amino acids. The transcript has 2 exons. Gene Ontology annotation, molecular function: ATP binding; kinase activity. Gene Ontology annotation, cellular component: cytoplasm. The record is from RefSeq and is a predicted model, not a curated record. NCBI's taxonomy places the organism in Eukaryota, Oomycota, Saprolegniomycetes, Saprolegniales, Saprolegniaceae.
AUGGGUGCCCAGAGCCGUCACGUUUUCCAAGUCGCCGUGCUUGGCUGCCUCGUCGCCGCGGCGCUCGUGCUCAUGAAGCAGCGCAAGUCGACGACCGCCAAGCCGCCCAAGGCCCCGCGCAAGCCGUCGACGGCGCGCGCCCAGUCGGACAUUACGGACACCCAAAUGGUGUACACGGAACCGGAGCACAUCAAGAUCCCGCGCCGUGGGUCGGUCGGGCCCAACGACAUCCUUGUCAUUGGUGUUUGCGGUGGCACGGGCUCGGGCAAGACGACGCUGUCGCGCGCGAUCAUGGAAGAGAUUGGUGAGGCCAACGUCUCGUAUUUAUCCCACGACUACUACUACCGUGACAUCUCGAACCGGACCCUCGAACAGCGUGCGCAGCACAACUUUGACCACCCGGAUUCGCUCGAAACCUCGCUCUUGGUGCGCCACUUGGAAGCGCUCCGCGACGGCGUCACGGUGGAGGUGCCCAUGUACGACUUUGCGACGCACUCGCGCUGCGCCGACACGCAGACGAUGGUGCCCCGCCGCGUGAUCCUCGUUGAGGGCAUCCUCCUCUUUACGGACCCGGACCUUGUCGCGCUCAUGGACAUCAAGGUGUUUGUCGAGACGCCGUCCGACAUUCGGUUCAUUCGCCGCCUCCGACGAGACAUUGCCGAGCGCGGGCGCACGGCCGAGAGCGUCAUCGACCAGUACCUCAAGACCGUGCGGCCGAUGCACCUCACGUUCGUUGAGCCCUCCAAGCGCGUCGCCGACAUCAUCGUGCCUGUCGGUGUCAACGCUGUCGCCCUCGACCUCAUUAUCUCCCGCCUCCGCUCGUACUGCCCGGAAUAG